GCACGAAUUUACAGCUGUGGGAACAGCUGGAGGUCCUCGACUCAUUGGCCGGGGUCUGAGCUUUGCUAUUUUUGGCCUUUUUUUUUUUUCUUUUUUUUUUUGGGAGAUACUGCACCCACACCUAUUCUUACUUCCUGGAUUAUGAAAUGCUACGGGAUUGUUCUCUGGAUUAUGGAUGGAUGACGUUGGAGUGGGAUAUCGCCAUGUGUGUCUUUCAAAUCGAGCGGAUUACUCUCAAUUAUACUGGCGAGGACAGCGUUUGUCAGCCCGACACGCUCGAAAACUUGAGUCGGCACUCCAUUCAGACAUAAUUUGAUGCGCACGCGCACGCACACACACACAUAUAUAUACAUACCGUAAACACAUAAAACUCAGGCGCACACAAGCCGCUCACAAAACUCACUUAGAAAACUGACCUCUCAUAUUUUAACACACGAGCAAAGCGGGGUCACUGUUAUUUCCUGUCACUGAACAUAGACACACACGUGUACGCACACACCCGCACACCCGCACAACCACACCCACACCCACACUUACACACGCUCUCACGGGUCGACAUUCAAGUUCGUUCUUUCAGGUCGUUUCCUACUCGAUAAGCGCACAACUCGCAGCACAACUCAACCACUUCUAAGCCAUGGCAGUGGCUGGCUUAGUAGUUUCCAAGAGCCGCAAGCCCAGCUCCCAGUGCCCCACCAGUGGCGACCGGCGGGUACUGGACAAGGCCCUCAAAAGACUGGACAAGCUCCAUCAGCUGAGCACUAACCCCCGGCUGGGCCUGAAGAACAGUCCGCCAUACCUGCCAGAGCUGGUCUCUGAAACCGCCAUGUUGCUGACUCAGGUCUGGGAGCCGUACCGUGGGUCAGGGGCGUCCGGAGGCCACGCGCCCCGGGGAGACGAAGCGGACUACCUGAGGAUCCACGUCAGACACCUGCUGGAUAAGACCGACAAGGCCGUGCUGUUAUUCAAGGAGGGACGGGAUAAGAUGUUUGAGGAGAUGUCCAGCUACAGGAGGAACUUGACCAAACUGUCCCUGCUCUUCAGUCACAUGCUGUGGGAGCUGAGGGCCAUGUUCCCCGGGGGCCGGUUUCAAGGUGACACCUACAGGCUGACGAAGACGGAGGCUGAGGAGUUCUGGAGGCAUUCGUUUGGAAAUUGCUGUAUAGUGCAGUGGAUUACUUUUAAAAAGCACCUGAGGCGUAUCCAUGCAUUCGAGGAGGGGAUGGAGUCCAUGGCUCUCAAGUCGACGGUAGACCUCACCUGUAACGACCACAUCUCUGUAUUUGAGUUCGACAUCUUCACCAGGCUGUUUCAGCCUUGGAGGUCACUAAUAAGGAAUUGGAACCAGUUAGCGGUGACCCAUCCCGGCUACAUGGCCUUCCUGACCUACGACCAAGUCAAAGUUCGACUGGAACACUACUUGCACCGACCUGGGAGCUAUAUCUUCCGCCUAAGCUGUACUAGGAUGGGCCAGUGGGCUAUCGGUCACGUGACCACAGAAGGUCGCAUUGUUCAAACCAUCCCCCAAAAUACACCUCUCUACCAGGCACUCAUCCAGGGAUUCAGGGAGGGCUGCUACCUGUACCCAGAUGGUCGGGAUGUAAACCCUGACCUGUCCAGCCUGUGUGAACCGGUCCAAAGAGGAAAAGUCAAAGUCACUGAGGAGCAGUAUGAGCUGUAUUGUGAGAUAGGGAGCACCUUCCAGCUAUGCAAGAUCUGCACAGAGAGGGACAAGGACAUCCGUAUACAACCCUGUGGACAUCUUCUUUGCCAACCUUGUCUCAUAGGCUGGCAGCAGAAGUCAGAUGGCCAAACCUGCCCCUAUUGUCGCUGUGACAUCAGAGGAACAGAAUCCAUUCUCAUCGAUCCCUACCUACCGGGCGGCAGUCAAGAGGGAGAUGACGAGGAUGAAGACCACGAGGACAUCGAGCUGGUGAUGAAGAAAGUGGCCAGCAUGCAGACGUCAAAUAAGGAAUACCAGGUUCCCAGCUCCCGCCACAACCCUCCCCCCCUGCCGCCUAAACAGACUCCGGCGCCGCCUUGUUCAUCUCCUGCCAGCCAAUCACAGCCAUCGGCGUGCAACGUGCCGGCCGACCACGCCCCCUCUGACAACGCUCACGGUGGCGCUCUUGCUCUUCGAAGGCACACGCCACAGACAAGAAAUGAAAGGUCUCUCAGGGAGGAGUCAGACAGCAGCGAGGAGGAAAGCGCCAGUGGGUUGAGCCCGCCUCUGCCCCACCCACUCACCCACAGCGAAAGUAUGGAGUGCCUUUCAAAUCCACGGCUACCUUCCUCCGCCCGUUCAGGUGGUACAGUAUGGCUGAGUUCCUCCAGCUCCGUCAAAGAGAAGAGGAGGUCGAAACAGACGGAAGAGAGGCGAGCGGGAGUCAGAGAAGACAAGUGGGGCCAGAAAGGGAUGGAGAGAACCCUGUCGUCCUGACAGGAAUAAUAUAUGAUUUCCCGCGCUGUUGAAAAAGACAGUGUAAACACAGACCUGGUGGUCGGGGAGGAAACGACAGCCAUUUCAUCAUCCAAGUCAGCCUUCAAUAAACCGUAACAACAGGUUUCACUGUCCUGUAUCACUGUGAAUGGGCGAGUGUGUGGGCACGGUGGGGUCACUUUAGUGGUUGAAGACUUGGUCGAAUGGCACUUGCGACAUGCUGUUCCAUGAGGCCACCUUUUACUCAGAUGCCACAUUGCUAAUUUUGCUACCAGAUCAGCUGAUCAAUCCCAAGGUUGACAUGCUAUGUUUGAACACUUAAGGCAUUUAGUUUGUCUGCAUAGAAUAA
Molecule: messenger RNA, 2786 nt
Organism: Lampris incognitus (smalleye Pacific opah)
Lineage: Eukaryota; Metazoa; Chordata; Actinopteri; Lampriformes; Lampridae
Gene: cblc
Product: Cbl proto-oncogene C, E3 ubiquitin protein ligase
Exons: 13
Coding region: 635-2437 (600 amino acids)
Biological process (GO): negative regulation of epidermal growth factor-activated receptor activity; cell surface receptor signaling pathway
Cellular component (GO): plasma membrane; membrane raft
Molecular function (GO): SH3 domain binding; receptor tyrosine kinase binding; phosphotyrosine residue binding
Source: RefSeq, a predicted model, not a curated record